AUGCCACACCCGUCACUAAAAGAUAACAGGGCGCUGCCCCUCCUCGACGCAGCCGUGGCAGGCAAAUAUGCUGUCCCAGGCAUGUGUUGCUAUAACCUCGAAGGUGUUCUGGCCACUGUUCGCGCCGCUGAGGCCAAAAGGUCUCCGGCCAUGGUUCUUCUCUUUCCCUGGGCCAUCGAGUACGCCGACGGGUUGCUCGUGCAGGCUGCCGCAACAGCAUGCCGCAAUGCCUCAGUUCCCGUAACUCUCCACAUGGAUCAUGCCCAGAGCCCUGAAAUCAUCAAACGAGCUGCCGACAUGUCUCCUACCUUCGAUAGCAUCAUGGUGGAUAUGUCCCACUAUGAAAAGGCAGGAAACCUAGCUCUUACCCGAGAAUUGGUGGAAUACUGCAAUGCUCGGGGAAUCGCCACGGAGGCAGAACCAGGCCGUAUCGAAGGUGGAGAGGACGGUGUUGCUGAUACGGCUGAUCUAGAGGGCCUACUGACUACGCCGGAAGAGAGCCAAGAAUUCGUUGAUACAGGAAUUGAUUGGCUGGCUCCUGCAUUUGGAAAUGUGCAUGGGGAGUAUGGUCCACGAGGCAUACAGUUGGAAUACGGCCGACUCCAGAGUAUCAAUGAGGCAGUGGGAAAGAAGACGAAGAUGGUUCUCCACGGUGCUGAUCCGAUGACGAAGGAGAUUUUCGAGAAGUGCAUUGAGUGUGGUGUGUCGAAAGUGAAUAUUAAUAAGGUCAUGAACAACGAGUAUAUGAAGGUGCAGAAGGAGUUUGCUGGCCGUGUACCAAUCACUAAGUUGCAUGAAUUGGCGACUGAUGCUAUGCAAAGAGCUGUCGAGAGAUCCAUGGAUCUCCUGGGUUCGACGGGGAAGGCUGUCUAA
Trichophyton rubrum CBS 118892 is the source of this 873-nucleotide messenger RNA. RefSeq lists its product as uncharacterized. Gene Ontology annotation, biological process: carbohydrate metabolic process. The record is from RefSeq and is a predicted model, not a curated record. Gene Ontology annotation, molecular function: aldehyde-lyase activity; zinc ion binding. NCBI's taxonomy places the organism in Eukaryota, Fungi, Ascomycota, Eurotiomycetes, Onygenales, Arthrodermataceae. The coding region runs from base 1 to 873 and encodes 290 amino acids. The transcript has a single exon.